UAUUCGUAGAAAUGUAUCUCAACAAUUAAUUAUCGCCUCAAAGGUAUAUUUGGCACUGUUAUCGAUUUUGUCAUUUCGCUAAUAAAUGAUGUGAUUUUUGUGGGCCAGCUACCAAAUCGCUGUAAGAGGAUCGAAUUUAACUUUGGUCUCCGAUAACAUUAUCUGCCAACGACACACUUCAAAAUGAUGAAAAUUGUGAUAAUUGCUGCGAUAGUAGCCACAGCUUUGGCUGCACCAUUACAGAAACAACGGGUGUCGAUUUACGAUCUGUUAGGAAGACGCGAUCCAUUCCCUGAGCCGAAAUAUCCAUCACCGAUACCACAAAAUGUUACCCUUUUAACGAUUGAGCAACGUGUGGACAAUUUUAAUCCUGCCAGCCAGGACACAUGGUUGCAACGAUACUUGAUCAACGAUGAAUUCUACACACCUGGAUCGCCAAUCUUUUUGUUCUUGGGAGGUGAAUGGACCAUCACUCCGUACCGCAUGACUUUCAGUCUUAUGCAUGACAUGGCUGACGAUUUAAAUGCCAGCAUUUUGUACUUGGAACAUCGUUACUACGGAGAGAGUCGACCGACGCCUAAUGUUACGGAUGAAAAUCUUCGGUUUUUGACUCCUCAACAAGCCCUUGCCGAUACUGCUCACUUUGUUAGUCAUAUUCAAGCAACCAUACCAGGUGCAUCAAGGUCUCCGUUCAUUCUUGUUGGUGGACAUUACUCUGCAUCUUUAGCCGUUUGGUUCCGACAAGCCUAUCCACAUCUAGCCUUAGGUGUUUGGGCAUCAAGUGCUCCGCUACCAUCAGUCGUCGACUUUGAUCAAUUUAAAGUAGCAACUGGAGCAGCCUUCCGAAAUGUUGGUGGAGAUUCAUGUUACGAUGCUAUGGAUCUGGGUUUCGAUAGAGUGCAAGAAAUGGUGGACGCCGAUCAAUGGGAUGAACUGACCGAAGCCUUUUACUUGUGUGACCCACUUGAGCCGGAGGAUCUUCCUCACCUCUUCAGCAUUGUCGCUGAGAUUUAUGCCAUUCAACCACAAUUUUCUGACGAAUAUACCAUGGAACAGACCUGUGCUACCAUUGAAGAAGCAGGAAGCACGGUUGAAAGCAUUGCCCACGUGAUAUUAGCUUUCAUCGACCCAGCCGCAGGUCAAUGCUUUAACAUCGAUUACGAUGAUAUCAUUGAGAAUGAACGUCGAACUGAAUGGGAUGCUCCAGCUGUUUUAAGUGGUUACAGACAAUGGACUUAUCAACUUUGCUCGCAAAUUGGAUGGUUCCAUACAUCGACAUCUCCCGAUCAACCUUUCGGAGACAAUUUCGGAGUAGAUCUUUAUCAUGCCGGCUGUCAGGCCGUUUUCGGUGAAAGAUUCACUGAAGAGCGACUUGAAAACAACUCUGAUCGAUUCAACACACUGUUCGGCGGACUGAAUCCUGAUGUGACUAACGCAGUUUUCGUGUACGGUCAACAUGAUCCAUGGUCCGUUAUUGGCCGACGAACAGAUUUGAAUGGUGAUGCCGUUGCGAUUGUUAUCGAAGGCGCCACUAUGGGUAAAGAUUUGGGUCCAGCCACAUAUGUCGAUUCAGAUGCCGUAGCAGAAGCAAAAGAACAGAUUGAAGAAAUCAUCCGUGGAUGGUUGUCUGAAGCUGCUAAUGUGUAAAUGUAAAAAAAUGAAAUAAAAGACAAAAUUGA
Bradysia coprophila is the source of this 1679-nucleotide messenger RNA. Its product is annotated as putative serine protease K12H4.7. The record is from RefSeq and is a predicted model, not a curated record. NCBI's taxonomy places the organism in Eukaryota, Metazoa, Arthropoda, Insecta, Diptera, Sciaridae. Gene Ontology annotation, molecular function: serine-type exopeptidase activity; dipeptidyl-peptidase activity. Gene Ontology annotation, biological process: proteolysis.